Molecule: messenger RNA, 20429 nt
Organism: Xyrichtys novacula (pearly razorfish)
Lineage: Eukaryota; Metazoa; Chordata; Actinopteri; Labriformes; Labridae
Source: the annotation of a GenBank genome assembly
GGUGACAACAUACUCAUGUGAAUGUGCCAAAAUGGUUCCCCUUUGCCUUCAGCACAAGAGUGUCCUCAUUUAGUGGUCUACCCUGCCCUCAUCGUUGCCUUUUUCUGACCUGUGACAAACUUGUAUUUUUACUCAAUCUAAUCUUGACUAGUAAAACAACAUUUUUGAUAGAGAGAGAGAGAGAGAGAGAGAGAGCAAAAAAGGUGUAAGACUCAUCACUAAAUCACACCUACGGAAGAAGGAAGAAAGGUGUGGAGAUAUUGCAGUUUCCCUUAGCUCUCUUUACAUUCCUGAACAGACAAGUAAAGCGCCCUUCCUCAUAUGUGGUGGGUGAGAUGAACUCCUGUGGGAAUACUGUAGACCCCACCUGACAGCUCUCUGCCUGAACAACUGGAAGCUUUUCACAUGAGUCUCCUCCCCAGCUGAGCUGAAUUUGAAGGAAAAAAAAAGGUCUAUCAUCUGACUGGUGUUAUCUUUGGAUGGCAAACUGAUGUCUUUUCUCUAAAUAAUUUUAAUAGUCACUGUGAACAGGGAAAAUAAGACACUAAAAAUAUAAUAUCUAAACUCUAAGACAUGGAAAGGAAAAAUUGGUACUGUCCCCCUAAUUUCUGAUCCCUUGUGUUGAAAACUUUCUGUCACCAAUUUACAGUAGGCCCCUACUUCUCUUGUCCACUUACAAUAACGCUUUUUCAUCGGCAACCCUCCUAAUCCAGAGGUUACUCUCUGCCCAGAGUUCAGUCUGGCAGGCACAACCAUUCCGGCGAAGGGGGAGGAGGAUUUUCUCACGCUGGCCGCGUCCCGGCUCAGCCGUAAGAAACGUGUCAUCGGGGCUGGAGUCGGCGUGGCCAUGGUCUUGGUCCUGCUGGUGGCCAUUCCCCUAUUGGUCCACACCACCAAGGGGGGAGGGUCUGGAGGAGGGGGCACACAUUAUGAAAUGCUUGGGAGCUGCAAAAUGGUGUGUGACACUUUCACCCCCCCACAGGGAGAACUCACAGCCGUUUCCCCUCAGCCCCCAGACUUCCCAAACCGAAGGGGCAAACAGGGGUUCAGAGGGAGCCCUGGACUUCCUGGUCCCCCAGGCCCUAAGGGACCCCCAGGUGAACCUGGCAAGCCCGGCCCACCUGGUCCACCUGGACCUGGACCUGGUGGAUAUGGCCAAUCCCUCUACAGCCCCAAAAUUGCCUUCUAUGCUGGCCUCCGGAAACAACAUGAAGGCAGUGAGGUACUGAAGUUUGAUGAUGUGGUGACCAAUGUUGGGAACUACUACGAGCCAAGCACAGGCAAGUUUACCUGCCCGCUGCCCGGCAUCUACUACUUCACUUACCAUGUCCUGAUGAGAGGAGGGGACGGGACAAGCAUGUGGGCUGACCUGAAGAAGAACGGUCAGGUGAGUGGGGUUGUGAAGGGGUUUGUGUGGGUAUGAGCGUUUUGGAAAAGUUCUGCCUUUUCAAAGAAACUCUCAGACACUCAUAAAUGCAGUUACAUAACACAGAAACUGCUGAAAGAAGACACAGGCUAAUAAAAGUUUUUGCAGUUUAGGCUAAUGAAUACUUAUUUAAAAUUAGGGAAAGACCUUUUGGCCACCAAAAAAUAAUAAUUUGAAAAUGUCUUGAGUUCUUUAUCUUAAUGGUUACAAAAUGGCCACUCGGAGUAAAUGACCGUUUACCUGGUUACCAGAAAACAAAGUUCCCUGAUGAUAACAGGAAACACAACAGCAGUUUAUUCACCUCCACUUCCUUCCUCUGCAGAGUACAACGAUAUAAGACUCCAUGAAACUGGUUUUCCUAUCUCUCACAAUGAUUUUGUUGCCUCAAACAAAUGCCAGAGGGCUAUGAUACUGAAAAAAAUAAUUUGUGUGCUGAAAUGCCUGAUAAUGAAGUUGUCCUUGGUAAUGCAGUCCAUAAGUUAAUGUAGAAUUUCAUUAACUGAAGAUGGUUUCAGACGAGUUGCAAAAUUGAACUGUAUGCAUUGCACAGUUGUAGCUAAGAUUUAAAGUGUCCUUACAAUAGAACAGUGAGAGCACACUGAUGAAGAAGUUUUAGGAAAAGGAUGUUGCCUCAUAAUAUACUGAAAAAGGGGAUGAAAAUGUGCUCAGAGCAACAUUAAAGCAAACUGACACCCGCUGUAUCGUAUUUCUUUUUAAAGUUGAAUCUGAAAAGUUUAAACUGCUAAUUUACUUUGAAUGAAAAAAAAGUAGUAACAGAGUUAGGACAAAAAAAAUGAUUUCACAGUGACUUAAAUUAGCAAUUAAAUGUACAAGUUGCCACUGGAAGGCGAGGGAGAGAGAAAGUGACAGCCGAGUGAUCAGGAGGAUAACAAUCCUCCACAUCUCAGUGGAACAAAGCCAAGAUGCAACAGCUGGCUACUGUCCUCUGAGGAACUCUGGCUUUAACUCUAAUAAAUAAACAAGCAUGAAUGCCUCGAAAAAGCCUUGAACGCUUCCAUCUGGAGAUCGGUGACAAGCUUGAAGUACUAAGCCUACACUGUGGUGGGGAGUGCUGAUCCUGAUGUGUGCCACAGAACAGAGUAACGUUGUGGGGAUUAUGAAACAAAAGAAACUAACACUUAUUGCAUUGUUACAGACCCAAUCCAACUGGGUGUUUUGGUUUACAACAGUAAUUCUUCGGCAUGUAAUUUGCCGGCAGUAUGCUGCUUAGCAGUUUAUCACCCUGCUUUCUGCAGACACUAAAUACCCAUGUUAAAAGGCGUUAAAUACAGUAAGUCAACAAAUAAGAAUCUCACAAGAGUCUGCUCAAUAACUGACACCUUUCUCAGCUAUGGUUUCUUAAUUUCUUUAUAAAUCAAGAUUAUUAUGUUUAUAUUAUUUUCCUGUGGAAAAAAACAAACAAACCUGUGACCUGCAAUACAAGUCCCAAGCUUGAGCCUAGCAUUUGUGUAUUGGCACUGUUUGCUGUGGAAGUUUUAACUGAUUUUCUCCUGAGUCUUCUUGUUCAUUCACACCUGUGCUUUGUUAUCCCCAUUUAUUAACUCAAAUCCUGACAAAGGACAAUCUUUAUUUACAGUAGUUGGAGAGGUACAGACAACAAAAGAUUUAGAUAUAAAUAAAAUCAUUCAAGAAGGCAGAGUGAACCAAAAAUAAUAUAAAAGGAUUAAACAUUCGUAAUGCAAAAAAAAAAAAAAAAAAAAGUGCAAGAACUCAUUGUUAAAUAAAAUAAUCCAUUAACACAAUGGUUAAACCAAAAAGCUAAACAAUUGAAACUUAGAGAAGAUCACUUAUGCAGAAACAAUAGCAUGCAGCUAGCUUUGUUAGCUCUACCGCUGUUCGUUGUGACCACAGACUGUAAAUAGAAGCCACUGGGUGAAGCCACUGCAAGAACAGCGCCCUCUGGUGACUGGCUGCAGUAUAGGUCAUAAAUCCCAACCUCCUCUAGUCAUUCCUAUGGAGCUGUGGACAAACUUUAGAAAUUAAUGACACAGAAUAUAUAUUUUUCUCCCCGCUGGUUGCGAUGUUUACAUGUAGUUACUGUGAGACUGAUUUGUACUCAAGUCCUCUUUUUUCCGUACAGCUCAAUAUUUAAAAGUUAUGAGGGGGUUCAUGUUUUCUAUGAUUGACACUUGAUACAGCCUAUGGGCGUACGAAGGUUACGUAGCCCACCUGGGGGAUGCGCUGUUUGAGCCGAGCGACUCCCCGGCAAAAUGCAUACAAUGCUACUGCGCAAGUGGUGGUUCCAAGAAGUGGUGAAAAUCCCGGAAAUACGGAGAGCAAUUCGGCUUCAAAUUCGUACAACGACAGAAGGCGGAACCAGGUUGUCCAUAGUAUAUACAGUCUAUGGUUGUGACCCAGCCUAUGACAUCACCAGUAAUCAGAUCAGACGGUUUCAUACUGAGGAACAAAGUUUUAAAACUUUUAUUUUGGCAUUUCUUGAUGUUAACAAACAGCAAGGGCUUUAUUUUAUAAAGCGUACUUUGCACAGUUAACAGGACUGUCCAUCAUACUGGAUAACCAGAUUAGGAUCCAGAUGGAUUCAUGAAACACUAAAAGCUGCGUAUAUAAAAUUUACUUGUUUAAUUUUUGAGUCUACAAAUAUAAAAGAAAAUAUUCUUCCAGAGAAUAAGGUGAUACCUGCUGAUCCUCACUCCAGCUAACCCUAACACUAAGUUACUUUUAAGAAACUUACGCCUGGAGCCUCAAACCUGGACUAAUAUGUAACAUUUCUAUUUCAUGUUUAAUCACCUUUUUCCUACACUACACAAAUCAAACCUUGAUACUUGGUUGGAAUAAGCAUGGAGUGUUUUUAUUCUGUAAAAUUAACAUUGGUUAAAGUGAUCUAAAGUUGCACAAGAUCUGUGUGUCAUAUUUAUUUUUAGUGACUCACCAGAUACACACAACAUUGUAUUGUAGAUCAUUUUUGACUGAUCAAGUCUAUAAAAUAGUCACUUCCUGUUUUAUUGAUUUGACAAGCAGUGCUCAAAGUGCAGGGUAAAGACGAUAGACAGUUUAAUGCGAGGGUAUAAUUGGGGGGGACUUGGUUUGUUGCGUGCCUUCACAGACAUUGUCAUUCCUGUCUUCUCCUGCUGUUAAAUCUUUCAUAGCCUUUAGAUGAGAUCCUCUCGCCUCCACCUGUGCCCCCCGUCUAACACACACACAUGCAAACACACACACACUCACACACUCACUUUUAUCAUCCACACUGGCUAUUGACUUCUUCCCCAUUAAUUAUCUUUUCCAUCAUCUAAAUUAUUUAACCCAAAUCUGUGCUGAUCUUGCCCUCAAAGUGUCUUUGCUCCCUCCAUUUUUUUUCUGUGAACAGCAGAUUGAUCCAGUCAGGUACCAGAAAGAAACCUUCAGGAUAACCCCUGAAAACUUUGUUGGUUUGGGCACAACUUAACUCCUGUAGUAGCACAUUUGUUCACCAUGAACACAUAAGUGAGCAAUCUUUUGAUAUUAAUAUUUUGUUCAUUUAUUUUAUCCGUUGUCUAUUACUGCAGUGUGAGACAGAACAUGCAUUGAAAGACUAACUUCCUUUAAGAUACACCUUUAUGCUUUCUUGCCCCAUUCUUGUAUCUGUUUAGUUGAGCUAGAAUUAGCAGCAGUUGGCUUAGCUCAGUUUAAAGACUAUUGAGUGAAGGAAACACUGAAUUAGCUGGGAUCCCUCUGAGCCAAAUGGUUAUUUAAGUUAUUAUAUCACUUAACUAAAUUCCCAAACGCCAAAUCAAUUAACUAAAUUUCUUGAAAUUGAAAUCCUAUAAUUAGGAGUGACUGAAAGGAUCAAUCAUUUAACAGCCCUGCUUGAAAGUAAGAGGGAUUAUGUGAGACAAUGAAACUAAGAGGCUAUGAUAAUGAGACCUUGCACUGACCGAAGACAUCCUGCGAUUGUCGCUGUUCUUAUUAAAGAGAGGCACAUGUGUUAAAACCUUCAUGAAGCUCUUAUUAGACUGCAAACUAACCCCAAAAUGACAAAGUACAAUAUCACUGAGAUAAAUAUAACUCGAUAUAUAAUAUUACUGUCACUAGUGAGUAGUUAAUACCUCAUUACUUUUUUAAUUAGUGUGAAAUUUGAUCAAAGGAUGUCAUGUUGCUCUCAUUAUGCUAAUCUAAGCGAUCAGGCAGCUUCAGCUACAUAUUGAUCACAUAAAUCUGAGAGCAUCUUUAGAAAUUACACAUGUCGUCAAACUGUUUCCUGUUUCCAGUCUGUCUCAGCUGUUAGCAGUGUGCUCACAGCAUGGGUGGUGCACACUUACAGGUGUGUGGAUACAGAAGUUGUCCGACUGAUAUGCAGUGUUUAUCAAUGUCUUGUCAGAGUUUACUGAGAAUAAGGCAGCAGAAAUUGUCUGGACAUGGACAUUUGGUGGACAGAGAAAAGAGGGAUGGAUGUAUUUAUGUUCAUGAAAAACAGAGGCAGGAGUAGGAGGAGGAGGAGAGAAAAGACAAUAGCAGAGAGUUUUCUACCCUCUGUUAGAGCGCAGAAUUAAUGAGACCUGAAAAAGCUAUGAUACUGACAUAUUUUUAACAUUUCAAACCCAUGUUGCUGAACGAUCACCUUUCUUUUUCAUGGGGUGAAAUCUGCUCUGAUGUCUUACUGAUGUGAAAGUUAACAGCAGCGCACAAUCAAUCAAUGCAGGGAAUUUUACCCACUCUUUGGGUCCCAUAACUCAUUAAAAGUGUUGGGUGACCUUUUCAAUGGAUAUAUCAUUCACCACCAAUAUGUACUUUGCCCUUUACAGUGAUGAGCAUGGAGGAGGAGUAUGAAUAUUUAUAGCAGGUCCAGGUAGGUUGGUCAGUUGGUUGGAUCGUAGCACCCUGAUUCACACACAUACACACACCUUAGCACACACACACUCUAGCUUUGAUGACAUCACCUUAGUAAACACACAUAAAUCUAGUCUGGGCAUUCGGGUGAGGCUGUUGUAAAAGUUUAUGCCUAUUAAUGCUUGACUAUCUGCUCUGUUGCUAUAUUUGUUAACUUUUUUUAGGGGGUGCAUUGUUUUGCCUGGGACAGCUGGAGAGAGACUGGAAUUGUAGGAACAUGGGUGUGGCUGGGAGGACUAUAGCCUUUUGGAGUCUGCCCCUAAACCACUCGAAAGGUGCCCCCAAAACAAGCUUUUUAAAAGUGUUUUCAAAGGGUACAUGUUUACUUUUGACAAAUCUGCAUCUUGAUGUUAUUUUGACAAAUCCAAGACCUGCUAAUUGCAAGUCAGUCUCAGGAAGAAUUGACUUAUUUUAUGAGCUCAUAUCAUUAAUACAAUCAGAGAGAAGCUUCUGCACAGGGCUCUCAAGUCUCAUGCAUUGGGCGUGUGACACUCGCAUUCCCACCCGUUCACACGCCACACAUUGUAUUUCUCACGCAUUUAAAUGACCACAGUGACGUCCCCCAAGUUGCACCGUUUUUACAAUGGAACAGGUUGGAAUCAAGUGAGUUCCCCGAGAGUUCAGAAGCUGCGUGCUACGCACAAGCCAAUCAAAUAAAGUAGCAUUGCUGUAUCCGGGUAGGUUUUUGAUAUUUAGCCAAACUACAAAAGAAGACUCGCCGAAAUGAAGCAGGUUUCAUUUGGACGAAAAAGAUCUGAUGAUUACUGUAACUCAGUAACCUACACCUGCAGAGGCCUCAACAUCUCAUGGCAUGUGAGACGCAUAUGAUAAACUUAAGCCCUAUUCUAUUGCUAUGAACAGCAGACGGAUUUAGCCUCUGUACAGCCAUUUCCAGCCAUUUUCCCCUCCACCAAAGCAGCGAUUCCCUUGAAGUCCAUCUGUUUUUUUUUUUCUGUGGAAAAGAUGCAUUUCUCAUAUAUUCUGAUGUACCAAAAGAUUAAGUAUCUCCAUGUUUGUGAAACCUAUACUGAAGUACAAUUCAUGUAAAUGCCCCACAGCCCUCAUUUUAACAACUCUCCUCCACAACAGGUGACUUUACAUAAACUUAUAACUUUAUUCUCAUAAGUAAUCUCAAAGUUUUAAAAAGGUUUUUUUUUCUUAAUGUGGCCAUUAUAGUCCGUUGUAUUUAUUAGAUUAAUAUACUAAUACAUAAUCUUCAAUUACUCUUCACCUUUAAGAUUCCAAAAACAGACUGUUUUCUACAUGUCUUUAAUUGAAUCUCAGGCUGUGUGCUUGUACAUGAAAAAUAACUUAAAUGUCAUGUUAUUAGAUGAUUUAAAUAUACCACUAAAAAGUUGGAGUGAUGACACACUUGUCUCAUCUCCAGUAGCCAGGUGUGAUGUAGCUACUGCGAGUGGGUGGGUGGAAGUUGCUAAUUACAUGUCAGGCAGGGUGUCAAUGCAGGCCUCCUGUGUCUCCUUGUCAGACAACUUCAUAUUUGAUUUUGGCACUUUGGGAGCCCUCCUCGCCACACACACACAAAGUAUGGCGUGUUCUUUGGUGUAAUUCCUAAUCCAUAGUAAUUUUCUGUGUGCAUUGCUUUAGUGUUAGACACAGAAGCAUACGUUACCAUGGUGGAUGUGAUAUGAAAGAAAAAAAAAAACAGGUUCACAGUUUCAGACGGCGUACAGAGCCUCUCAUACAUCCUGCAGCUUGCUCUUGUUUAUCAUCUCGCCUUUUUUCUCUGACAACACACAUAUCUAUGUUCAUACACACAGCCAUUAUUUGACUAUAUGUUUCUGUUAUAAUGGCAGAGGCCAUUAUAUUCUGUUGGCUAUAAUGACUGGGCUGGUUGUUACUGUGCUUUGUCAUGCCUUUGUUGUGCCUUCUUUUUUGCUCCCUAUUAUACCGUUAUUCCUGCUCAUCAAGGAAGCAGGAUUCUGUCUCUCACACAAACAGUGUUUGUUAGUAGCAGAGGCAACAUGAACAAUGGUUGAAUAAAAACCGGGUUAUUAGAAUUGACAAGAGUCAGUAAAUCAUAUUCAGAGGUACAGUGACUUCUGACCUUUAAUUGGUUUUAUGUGACAAAAAAUGGCACUGCUUUGUCCCUGCAUACUGUGUACAGGUAUAAGCGCAAACACCUUGAAAACACACACACACACACACACACACACACACACACACACACACACACACACACACACACACACACACACACUAACACACACAAAUUAUAUUUUGGACUGUCUCAUGGGGAGAUUGUGCAAUUUAAGUUAAAUCUGAGCUUCUAUACUACUACUAUACAGUAUUUUCCACAAAACCAAUUUAUAUCCAAUUUAAGCCCCUCUUCCACCCUGAAAGGUUUUGGUCUAGCACCAAUUAGAGACUUUCUAAUCAUCAUCUUGACACCUUGGGUCUUGGGUGUCUUGGCAAAAUAUUAACAUUUAGUAUGCCAAUUAGUGUAAGCGCGUACACUUCAGCUGAAGGGUAACACGUAGACGUGCUUAAUAGAAACAGGAAACCCCAGACCAGUACACAUGUACAGAGGCAGAAAGACACAGCAGCUUCUACAAAGACGGCCAUGUCAAUUGCCCUCUUUCUUCUCCCAGUUCCCCCUUAGAGGUCCCUCAGGUAAGUUUAAGAGACCCGGUCUCAAUUGCCUCGCUCUGCUCUGAGAGGUCUGUACAUCACAGUGAAUGAAUCCUGUCAGUUUUAUUACCAGAGGAUCAAGGCACCACUGUGAAACAAAAACAAAAGUGAAAAAAUAACAGUGCGUGCACGGACAGCCCACCUCCCCAGCCUCAUUUCUAUGCCCUCCUCUGACGCGGGCAUGCUUGAUCAGUUUGUUAUCCAACAGGCUCCCUCCCCAUCACUCAAAGCCCUGCUCAACUUUGGCUUCCUUUACCCGCAUCCUGUGCUUAGACUGUUAAAAGUGCAUGCAGCUGCUCAGCCGUCUGUGACUCCUUAUCCAAAUUUCACUCCCUCACUUUCACUAUCCUACAUUUCUCCUUAUCACUACCACUUCUUUAUUACCUUUAUCUGAGAAAAAAAAUCGGAUUUAAAUAUCAUGAAGCCACACUUUGAUGCUGCCAUGAGAUAUAAUAAAAUCAUUUGGCUGAAUAAAUCUGAAAUACAGUAUGUCAGCUCUUAAAUAUGUCGCACAAAUCAGAGGCACUGAGCUGAAAAUGUAGUUUUUAUUGGGCGUUUAGUUCUGUCAGUGAAUUAUUUCCAUGCUGUAAAAUCUUUCUCUCACACACACUUUUCCCUGGCUCUCUUUCCAUUUAAUGUUGCCCCCUAAUGAAAAGUGUAGGCAGUGUAAUCUUCUCCAUUGUCCCGCGGGUCUCCCCUCUCCCCACCAGCAGCAGAUCAAGUCAGAUCAGCAUUGGGCCAACAGACAGAAAUUCACUCCCCUGUCACUAUCAAUCUCCACAUCUGUUGACAAUAAUCCUGAUUUGUCUUUCCCUCUUGUUUUCACUCCCAAAGCCCCCCGUGCCUCGUGCCCACUUUAAGAACACGAGGUUUCACUGUGAUUGCUGCUGACAGCAAACCUGCAGAUUCAUCUGCGCCGGUUUCAGAGCCACAAAAGCUCUGCAGUCUCACCAGACUGAGCUCGAACCAAGAAAUUAUAAUCAGUACAACAGGGAGGAUUCUCACUUUUAAAAAAGAAAAUUAAAGGGAUCCAGUAAAGGCUAAAACUUUGUGAAAGUGAAGUAGAAUAUUUCCAUAAGAAAUAUAUAGAAAUAUAGAGUGAUUAUCUUUUAUUAAGAGGUUUACAAAUAAGCUGGGUUGGCCUACUUAUGAAGCCAUAUUAAAGAUACAAGCAGUACACAAUGAUUGUAUUCAGAUACACAACUGACAACAAAAAAGGGAGUAGGAAAAAAGCCUGGGAGGUUUUCCUCGGGUUUGGGCAAGACUGUUUGUCAUCUGUACAGAUUUCUACAUCUGUAUGAUAAAAAACGCUCAGGCCACAACAAAAGCACUUUCUUAAAAUCUAUACAGUUUCAAGAAAUCAGUAAAAGACCUUAUUACUUUAGUUAAAACAACCUUGAAGAGAGGGAUGUGCAGAACAACAAAGCAGAUGUGCUAUCCUCAUUUUCUUGUUUUGGUGACCAGUUCCUGCUUUUAUUUAAAAAAAAAAAAAAUACUUAAUUUAUUAUUUAUUUUUAGCAUUAUUAGCAUUUUAUAGAUUCUGCAAUGAAAAUUGAUUUAGCAGCUGUGGUGGAAGUACACUGUCAAGAAUUAUAUGUCAAGAAAUAUACAUCAGUCAUCAAUAAUGCUUUUUACUGUGGUAAUUAGUUUGGAUUAGCUAAUUUCACUUGACUACUGUCGGAUAAUCUAGUGUAUAAUUGUACUGUAUUGUAUAAAUUGGUCAAAUCUUUUAGACAAAGUAUUUCUAUUUAAAACCUACUUCUGCCAAAAGCUCUUAAGUAAAUGCAAUGUGCGAAAAUUACAUGAUUUUUAUUUGAAUUUAGGUGGAGAAGUUUUACAUUUACAAUAAAUGAUAUACAGAAAUGCUCCAGCUCAAGAGUAAAUACACUCAUUUAGAAAUAAACAAAAGUACUUCAUUAAUUAACUUUUUGCUCCCAUUACUUGUUUAUAUUUUUGUUUCCAGAGUUUGUUUUUCCAAUAUAUACAGUAUAGGCUUUAUACUCCAUAUUUUCUUCAGUUGCAAGUGUCUUUUUCUAAUAAGCUGUGAUUUCUUAUUUUUGGCUUGUAAUUUUAUUUAUGCUUGACACAAGUAAAACAACAAAUUAAUCAGUUACUCACAAACUUUUAUGCAUUAGAUUUCUCAUAGCUGUUUCCAUAAUGAUGAACAAUGAGUCUUAUUAACUCUUGAUAUGCUCCUUAACUGGUAUAGCAUGAAAACUGCUCAACACUGCGAUAAUAUUUUAAAUGUCACAGUCUUUAAAAUUUAAAAUGUGUAAAAUGACUAACUUCUGGCCUGGGUUACUGUAAAUACAGGGUGGGGGGUGUGACCAUGAAUUAAUCAUAAGCGUUACACAUUAAAUGUCAGCAUCUCCGCUGUCUGAGUCGAGGCCAAGUAAACCUGCGUGUCUCACAAGGAAGUCAUCCAUAAAAAGCCAUAAAUAACAUUUUGUCCUUUUGGCUGGCAAAUAUAAUUAGACAAUGUUCAAGUUUAAAAGGCCAUUUCAAUAAGAUGAUGUGAAUUUCACAGCCGCAGCAGUUUUUACUGUCCUUAAAGAGGAAGUCUCUUUUUUCAGCAUAGUUUAAUUUCACAUUUAAGUAAGUGUGAUUGUAGUAUUGUUGUCCAAACAUGUGGAGAGGUAAACCAGAAUUGAUGUCGAUCUUAUCCUGUUCUUUUUUUUUUAUUUCAUUUUUUGAGAAAGUUACAGCAGCCUAUCAGCCUGUAACUCCAGAGAAGAUACUAUCAGGGGAAUCCUGCCAUUCAACCAUGUAGACAGAUGUUGGAUGUACAAGAUGUCAGAUUCUCUUUGCUGUUAUAUUUUUCCCAAAACCUAUUAAGCCUCCUCAGGGGAGCUGUUCAGUCCCUUCAGAGCAAAGCAGUCUAAUAGUCAAACAACAAAACGUCUUAUAUGCCAAGUGGUUUUUCUCAGGUGUUCACUUGAGAUUCAUAAAAAACAAAGAGGAAUGAGAGCUGCUCUCAGGAAGGGAAAGUGGAGUAUGUGUUUGUGUGUGUGUGUGUGUGUGAGUGGGGGGAUCUUAUCCCGACCUCCUGCUAGUGUUUCAUGGGCCUAUUUGACCACUGUAGCCUAUCCUGUGCCCCCAUUUAUUGUGAUUGUAUGGAGUUAUUGAGUAGUCAGACCUAUUAGGCCGGGAGCUGCCAUGGCUGUCCAACUACCAAUUACUGUAGCCUACAGCCGUGUAUGGCCUGCCCCAGUGCAUCUAGAGGCAAGGAGGGGUGAGGCAGAGAAGGGAACAUGUGUGUAGGGGAGUAGGGGCAAGGGGGGUGGGGGACUCAGGAGACCUGCCACAGCAGCGUGCCGUUAAUCAAUCCGAUUUAGACCGGACAGGGACACACUUAGUCGCUGCUCCCACCAACACUACCAUGUCGGGGGGGAGAGAGGAGAAAAUGUGUGCGUGACCUGCAUCUCAUUCUGGCACGAGGAUACAAAAAGAUGGAUAGAUGGGCGCAGAAUGAAGAGAUAGUGAUGGUGUAGCGAUUGGGGUGGGAUGAUGGAAGGGGGCUUGAGGUGUGGAGGGAGAGACAACAAUUAAUGGAGUGAUGUGAGUAGAAUUAAAACAAAGGAAAUGUAUUGAUCUAUUUCUGUCUGGAGGAAGGGAAUAAAUAUGUUCACUUUCUCUACAUGGACAAAAUGCUUGUAUGGAGAGAUAUAUUGAUGACGUGGGUGGGGAAAAAGACUCGCUAUUAAAUGGAGGAUGUGGAGAAAUGGGAAGUUUAGUCUUCUUUGAUUUGUCUUGCUGAUCAGGAGAGAGUCAGGGAGACUUGAUGACUGGUGGAGAUGAUGGACCAUAUCCUCUGUUAGACCCAGACCCAGAGCAGUAGACAAGGAUGAAGUGAGAGGAUUAUAUUUGCAUUCAUUAAUAUGUAUGCGCUUGUGUACUUUAUUUUCCUCCAUUAAAUGGAUUGCCUGCUUGAAUAGUUGGUUACUUACCCAAUGAUGGUGCUAUUUAUUAUAAGCUGAUUUGCUUACUGGCUGCUAAAAUGACUCAGGACCUCAGAUAGAGGUAAAAUAUGAUAGAAGCACUGUUAUAAUGAAUCAAGUUGCUCUGUUUGCCACAAACAGCUGAUUACCCGCCCUGAAACCUGAUCUCUUUAAAGUGUGGUUCACAGUUGUUGUUCUCCAUCAAAAGACCUGGCUUUAUAUCUCAUGACUGUGUGGGUUUGAUUUCAUCGAAUGAAACCAACAUCUAUAAACAAGAGCAUCAGAUCAGUAUUAGAUCUGUGUGCACUGGUAACAUGUACAUUAGUCGUUAUAUGUAAUGACUUCCUCUUAAAUGGUCGGUCGUACCAUUACAUGUUCAAUCAGGGUGUGUGAGUCUUCUCACAUAAACCCGUCCACAUGUAGAUUAAAGAGUGAAGAAUGACUCAUCAGACUGUAAUAAUAUGAUAAUUACUUUUUUAUAAUGUGUGAGUCCACAGGUUCUCUUGUCUUUGCAGCAGAUUGCGUGAUCAUUACCAUGUUGUUUUUUCUGCACCUCUGUUUUCCAUGUCUAUUUGUGUUGUUUGCAUUAAGUCAAAUAUUAACCGAGUUUGGAUCUUUCCUCCAAAAGUGUACACUAAUACAACCAGUGUAAAUGUUGAGAGGGUUGUGUUACAGUAUUUCGCUCACUUGACUGGUUUUGUCAAAGACAUAUGGCAUCAUGACAGCUGGUGCGUACACCACCUCCCACCGUGAGUGUUUGAAAUGAUCUCCUAUUCAUUGUGUAUUUGUGUGGAAAGCAUGCUGAAAUACAGUAGCAAAGACGAUGCUGGCAUUGGCUUUUUAAAGACUUGUCUUAGAUGGAUGGAUAGAUAAUUAAAGUUAAUUUAUAUAGUACUUUUCAAUAUAGAAAACAAAGUGCUUCACAACCAAAAAUAAAAUACAUGUAGAACAAACACCCAAGAAAAAUCAGAGUUGAUUAUAACAUGAAAUUAAAAAAUUAAAAAAUAAUCAAUGAUUAACCCUUUAAUGCCUUUUGUAUCAUAUUUGAUAUAUACUUUUAUGAUACCUCUAUCAAAUCAAUAUGAUCAACAAAUCACUAAAAAACACCUGAAUAUUCAUAAAAACGUCCUCCUGUGGUUUAUCAAUUUCCAAAAACAUCUAAUGUAUCAAACGAGAUAAAUAAAUAUAUUUGUUAAAUUUUAAGGACAUUUUCAUAUUUUUGGUUUUCAGUAGUAAGUGAAAUAAACAUUUCAGCUCUAAAAAAUUUUGAAUUUUAUGGCCAUAAUUUGUGGUUUCAGGCAUUAAAGGGCUAAACAUUUUUCUGUAGAAACGUGUCUUAAGCAGUGAAAGAAAAGAUGACACUGACUCUGUAAGUUCGAUCUCCUCUGUUCCACAGUCUGGGGGCUCUGACAGCAAAUGCCCUCUCUCCUUUGGUUUUCAAUCUGGACCUUGGGUGGUGAGAGUCUAAGUGAAGUAGGUCCUCUACGCACAGUGUGUUUUUUUCACCAUAAGCUGAGCUCAACUACGUAGCAGUAACUAGGAGAAAUACUAACAUCACAGAGCUACAAAGCACUAGCAGCUGCAUAAAAACGGCACACUGUGCAGUUUGCUGAACCGUCACACAAGAAGACAGUCGAAACCUUUUUCCUCUGUAAAGACAAAAUCUAAAAUCAAUACGUUUGUAUCAGACCUGAUUGAUUUCUUUAUAUAACGAGGAAGAGUUUUCUCACUUUUAUAAAACUACAGAGGAUUGGCCCUGUACUGCUUUCUUCCAUUCUUGUGAAGCCUUUUCCUGUCUUUAAGCUGGCUGUUUUAGUUUUGUAGUAUGAACCUAGCUCAUAUUCAACUGUGACAAAUAAGUACCCACUGAGCAUUUUUUGGUCUAAAAGAGGUCUAACAGACGUCUAAAUGUAGUGUAUACCACUGGUCUAAAAUCAGGCUACCACAGGACUAAAAAUUAAAGUUUUUUUACAUCUAAAUUUAGACCAAGUUAAGACUAAACCUAAAUCUGGGCUAUAUCUAAACUAUACUGUAUAUUGCUUAACGGCUAUCCUAAUUAUUUUGGAAAGUACUUGGAGAUCAGUUAUGCAACUCACAGUUAUCGAAUAAUGGGUUAAAGUGCAACAUCUAAAUUCCAUCUAAAAAUAUCUAGAUGGUUGAAAUUAGGUCUAAAAAAAACUAGACGUCUAAUAGCUGUCUAUUGCUCAGUGGGUAUGGAAGCCCUGAGAAACAAGUCAGGUGAAAAGAAAAAUCAGGAGAUGCUUUUUUUAAAAUUUGAUCUGACUUUUCUGUCAAUAUCACUCAAAACUUUCAAAAUGAGUGACCAGAUUAUUUUUCUGACUUGCCUCUCAGAGUUUUAGCACAACGAAUGUUUAUGAAUCAACAGUAAAUAUUUAGAUGAACACUCAUUCAUUGUGUCUUCUGUAAUGGCCAACCAAAUGAUCUGAAGAUAACCGUCCUCCUCAAUUUUGUCCUUGCAAUGUCCAUCAGACUGAUCUCGGCAACAGGUGGAUCAGGUGCGAGAGCAACAACCUGCCGGAAAAAAUUGAUAGUGGCUAAAAAGGUUGAGCUCUAAGAUGGAGGUUUGAGGCCAAAGAUCACUGCACAUCUCAUCUAUCCAUCCAGUGGACGGGAAAGCAUCUGUACUGAUGACAUUACACCGAGAUCACGGAAUGAAACUGGAAAUAAAAUGACACCAGAUACAUCCAGUGAAAGGGGGUCGGUCAGGUUUAGGUGUGAUACUGAAAACAGAGAUAAACCAGCUCAAAUUAUCAGCCUUUUUUUUUUAUAACAUGGGGCUUUAAAAAAAAAAUCUGAUUUCGAUUAGAGUAGCUUUUUUCAAUCGUUUUGGAUUAUACCAUCAGUGUGUUCAUUUGACCUGGUUAACAUAUAGAUAGUUGUGGCGAGCGUGCCGACAUGCAGGUGAUAAUUAGUGUCCAGGGGCUUUAUGACCAGGGACUCAAGGAAGAGCAGAUGGGAUGGGGGCGCUAAGACUUACGGAUGAGACUCAUGAAUAGACUCAUGAAUUAUUGAGUGAAAGUCAUUUAUGCUCGAGAAAUAUAAAAUUUAAGGUAUUUAUGAUCACAUCUACAAAAAAAAUUUGGAGAAAAAGGAUUGACAAUUUUGUCUUGUAAUCAUACAGUAAAUUUAUAUUUAAUUCUUAGUAUUGUUUCCUGUCAACUUAAUAGACAUGCAUUAUAAUGUUAACAACCAGAAUUUAAAAGCUGAUGAAAGUUGCAAGAGAUUGACUCUUGCAGCUGUAACACAUUUUUGUGGGCCAACCAUAAAUUUACUAUCCCCGUGUUUCCCUUUUCAAAAUGUUUACAGGAUUUCCAUAGAGUUUUGAAUCAUCCACAAAAACUAGUCUUGUGCCAAAUAACAGGUUAUGAAACACAUAAAAAAAUAUCACAAUGCUUUUUUUAUGCCUUGCAAAAGCAAACAAGACCAUCAACAACUGAACUGGCAAUGUCUCUUUUUCAUUUUUAUGCAUGUAACUGCUGUGAGUGGGGUAGAUGUUGGAGGAGCCCAUUUUCAGCCUUGUUUCUUUUCCCACAACAAGAAUCCACAGUCAGUAAUGCCUUAAGCUGUUAAGAGAGAACAUGAUGAGAUUUUUUAUUUAUUUAUUUUGUCAGGAAAGAUUACUCACAAGGUUCAACUUUGUCUAUAAGAGGUACCAAAAUGGAUACAAGCAUAAAGUUUUUCACAGGAGUUUAAAUUUUGCCCUGGAAAGCAUGAUUUCUGCACUAACACCACUGCUAAACUCUCACUCUCACAUGUUAGGCAUUAUAAUGAGAAUCAGCAACAUAUGAGUCUCUAAAAACCUCUGCAAGCUCAUUUAAUCAUGUUAUCAACAACUUUGUAAGUGCUUAAAAUCUGAUUUAUAUGUUAUUAUUUAAGAAACAUUUACAACUGGUCAUUGAAAUGUACGUUAGGAAAUAAGAUAUUAACUCUGAUACAUCAGAGGGAAAAGUUUGCCUUUUAAUAUUUUUGGUCUUUUGACUUACAGUGCUCAGCAUAAGUGAAUACACUAAUUCAGAGUUGUCAGAAAACCUUAAUUUUCCUUUCAAAAUCAACAUUUUCUAUGUCAGACUAUACAACAAAAUACUACCCCAAAUGUAGGCCAUUGAUUGCAGACAAGAUUUUUUAAGUUGCAUACAAAAAAAGUUUUUUUUUUGUUUUUUGUUUUUUUCAAUUUAAAACCAGGAUGCAAAAAUGAGUAGACCCCAAUCAAAGUUCUGAGGGAAAAGUUAAAUUUUAGUUACCAUAUUACCCUUAUUUUUAUGUUAUGGUAAAUAAAAUGUUAUGUUAAACUCAGCUUUGUCAAAUCUUUGGAAAUUGUUCUUUUGCUCAUCUAGAUAUUGAGAAAUACAUCACUUUUAAUAGGCGGUGUACUAAUUUAUGCUGGGCACUGUAUUACUUUCAUCUUCUGUCUUCUGUGAAGCUUUAUUCCCCCACCUUCUUCCUCCUCUACCUUUUUUUGUAAACCUUACAAUUAUAAGUGCUUAGAAAAAUAUCAGGUCCUUAAAUGGCACACAGAAGAGGACUGAGCAUCCCUGCAGCUAAGGUAUCAAGGUGACAACUGUAAGUCUAUGGUUAAAGUUUGUCGGGGACCUUUUAAUCUUUUCUGCCUCAUGUUUUCGCUUGCUUUAAUAAAAAACCUUUGAACCUUUGAAAAUGGCAGAAGAAAUAAACACGUGACAUGAAACGACUUUCUUGAUGGCAUUUCUUUUCACUUGCACCUUAUUAACAUUUUUCGUCUUUAUCUCAGGUCAGGGCCAGCGCAAUUGCUCAAGAUGCGGAUCAGAACUACGACUAUGCCUCCAACAGUGUCAUCCUGCACCUGGACGUGGGGGACGAAGUUUGUGUACAGCUAGAUGGGGGCAAAGUUCACGGCGGAAACACCAACAAAUACAGCACCUUCUCCGGUUUCCUCAUCUACCCAGACUGACAACAUUCAUGUCCACCCUCUCUGUAAUCAAGCAAAAAGUCCUCCCAUUUCUGCAUCUAACACACCACCCUACCAUGAUGUAACUCGUCAUUUCAAUGCUGUUAUGUACACAAAACAUGUAAUGACACGCUAACAAAUAGAGCUUGAAGAGAAUUUGUGUAAAAAUGAAUAUAGUAUUGUAUAUAUUACCAGUUAACAUGUACUUCAGAUACACACUCUUGUGUAAUCAUUAUUCUGUGCCAUGUACAGUUUGUGUAAGCAUGUAUAGAACAUGUGUUUCACAUGCACUCUUGAACAAACACAAGUGUAUACGUACACGCGAGCUGAACUUCUCCUAUCAGGUGCAACCACGAGACAAGAUGACUAUUUCAGCCACCAGUCUGAAAUCGACUGAAAUGAUCUCUGAAUGUAGCCUGUAAAUCGAAGUGUGUGUACUUGGCUGCAGCUUCUCGCCUUCACUGUGAGAUGGAUUUCCAAACAAGAAAAGUCAUGAAUAUAUUGAUUGCAGCUGAUAAUACAGCCAACGUCGUGAACAUAAUCCAGUGUGUUGUAUGUCUGUGUCCAUGCCAGUGUGCGAGCAUCUGUGUGUGUGUGUGUGUGUGUGCUCGUGUCAGGGCGAAAAAGCAUCACGUUGCAGUUAUGUUUGCUUGCACUGUGUCCGGCUUCUGUCAGGGGAAAGGAGAGGGGGGGUGUCGAGUUGUCGGUAACAGUCCCUUAACACACACAGUUUGUCAAUACUGAGGUUUAGCUUUGAGAUUUUCCCUGAGCCUGAGCUUAUGACAGAGUCUCAUCAUGUCCUGCUAAUGAGCUGAGGUGCCCAUCAGUUCACUCACACUCACACCUGACAUCUAUAGUCUGCUGUAUGACUCUGCUGGAGUAGUUAGACAUUAUAAGAAAUACAGAUUUGCUCUUUGAUGAAAAAAUACAGUAUACAGAAAAAAAAAAACUAUGACUGUAUUUUUGUUUUAUGCACGGGGUUAGUUUUGCUUACAACAAGGGCUGGAUUGUAAACAAAUUGGAAAUCAAUGUGUUCAAAUAAGGUGAGAAACCAGUUCCUACCACUCAUAACACUCAGCAGGGACCAGCUAGAGUUGAUGUUUGAACUUGAUAUCCACAAAUAUAGAAAGUUGAAGAGCUGUUACAGUUUUUGUUACUUUUUCUGUUCCUUCUAAUCCAUUUAAUACUGAAUGAAACACCCCACCAAACAUCGGACGUCGAAGAGACGUGAAGAUCAAGUCAGCAUUGAGUCGGUGUUAAAGACCACAUCUAGACGUCAGUGCGACAUGCAAAAUAGGUUAGAAAUUUCGACGUCCAAAUUGGACCUUUUUUAGACGUCGCUCUGGCGUUUAGAAUUUGGACGUCAUCUGAAGACCAAAUCUAGACGUCGGCACAAUGUGCAAAAUGGAUCCAAGAUUUAGAUGUCAUUCUUGGACCUCUUUUAGACGUUGAAAUGACGUCCACAUUUGUACCUCAUCAUCGAAAAAAUAUGUUAAAUAGAUGUCAUUUUGACGUCGCAUUGCACAGUGGGACAUUUGUGAACAGCUAUCAACACAAGCGUUACAGCACUAUAUUUUAGCAUCAGAAAAAUAGCUACAUAUAAAAAGAAUAUUUGGAUAAAAGUCAGCAUGAUGAUACGUAAUUAUGAUUAUGGAAACAUUAAAUCAGAGAAGUUUGUAUGAAGUUUGAGGCAUGUCCCAUCAGUUGGCAUGGAGGAGACAGAACUUAUGACCAUUUACUAUUCAUUCACUUCUCAUAACUCCUCCUAUUUAUCAGGGUUAAAAAGUUGAGAAUUUGUUGUUUGUUGCCCCAAUGCUCCCUCCUGAGUCUGGUCUUUUAUGCUAAGCUGAGCUAACUGGCCUUUAGGAGUAGCUGCAUACUUAAGUACAAAAACAUGGAUUCAGUCUUCUCUUCUCAUUCCCUCAAAGACAGCAAAUCAAAGUAUUUCACAAAGAGUUGAACUUUUUUUUUCAUUUUACUGUGGAGACACUCAUAUAAAGGGCGGUGUACUGCAGGUGACUGUUGUUGUGAUUCACUGCCAUGUGCCAUACCUCUAGGUUUUCUGUGCCUUACAUGAUCUAUCUAGCUGUGAGAAUGAGCAGAUUUCUGGGAUAAAAUCAGAAGUCCAUGCAAGAGUUGUUACCUCCUUUAAACAACAAAAAAAUCUAUCAGAGGACAAUGACCCCGAUUCUUCAUAAUGUACGUGGAUGUAACUCAGCGCUGAUAAAAAAAAAAGACCACAAAAUGGAGACCGAUGUUGGAUGAAGACUCUGUUUGAAUAGAAACACCAGUGGAAAUGAAUGGCAGACGCAUGUCAAUGUGUGGUGAAAAUUCGCAUUUAUAAAAAAGUAUAAAUAUAUAAAUGUAAACAAAUUAUAGUAUUUAUCAAACUUUUUUUUAUUCCCCUCCCUUUGUGCCACGUUGCAUCCUGCUGUGUGUGUGUGUGUGUGUGUGUGUGUGCGUGUGUGUGUGUGUGUGGUUUUGGUGCUGUUACCUUUGUUUACGAGCAUUGUGGUCACUGUACUUUGCAGGCUGAGCUGUGUGUGUAUUUGUUAUGUAUGAAAUCAGCAUAGAUUUUUCUCCGCCCUUGAAGACCAUGAAACACAAUAAAAAACAAGAAAAGAAA